CAGGGGCUGUGCCGUGGGGUGCUUCGGCUGAGCCCGGCCGGACACAGCGGCGGUGUUUACUUGGCAGGGAGCAGGUCCUGGAAGGAGCGAGGCUGUUUGGGAGGGGGGUGACGCGCCGCGGGGCAGUAUAAAGUCCAGGGUGCUGCGUGGAGGCUGAGGCCACUGCGCUCCCGAGAGCUUUGCCUGUCCUGGCGCUGAGUGCAGGGCAGUGGCGGACAGGGACGAGGGCAGGCGGAGCAGAGCUCUCCGGUGGGAGACAUGAGACCUUAGAGGGGCCACUGGGGGCAGCUCGCGAGGACCCUUUCUCAGCGGCAGACGUGAGGAACGAUGAACUGGGCUGGCCUGUACACAGUGCUGAGCGGGGUGAACCGCCACUCCACUGCCAUCGGGCGCAUCUGGCUCUCUGUCAUCUUCAUCUUCCGGAUAAUGGUGCUCGUGGUGGCAGCAGAGAGCGUGUGGGGGGAUGAGAAGUCCGCCUUCACCUGCAACACCCAGCAGCCUGGCUGCAACAGUGUCUGCUAUGACCACUUCUUCCCUAUCUCCCAUAUCCGUCUGUGGGCCCUGCAGCUCAUCCUUGUCACCACGCCAGCCCUUCUUGUGGCCAUGCACGUGGCCUACCAGCAGCAUCAGGAAAAGAAGCUGCUGGUGCUGACCGGGCAUGCAGAUCCCAAGCACAUGGAGGAGGUGAAGAAGCACAAGAUGCGCAUAUCGGGUUCUCUGUGGUGGACAUAUGUCUGCAGCGUGGUCUUCAGGCUGCUCUUCGAGGCUGUGUUUAUGUACAUCUUCUACAUGCUCUACCCGGGCUAUCAGAUGAUGCGGCUGGUCAAGUGCGAGGCUUACCCCUGCCCCAACACCGUGGACUGCUUCAUCUCCCGGCCCACAGAGAAGACCAUCUUCACCGUCUUCAUGCUGGUCACCUCCAGUAUCUGCAUUGUCCUCAACAUGGCGGAGCUGGUCUACCUGGUGGUGAGGGCCUGUGCCCGCCGAGGCCAGCACGACUCCAACCCGUCAGGGAAGGGCUCCUUCUAUGGGCACAAGCUCUCCUCCGAGUACAAGCAGAACGAGAUCAACCAGCUGCUGACGGAGCAGGAUGGCUCCCUCAAGGACAUGCUGCGGCGCAACCCCGGCCUACAGGAGAAGGGCGAUCGCUGCUCUGCCUGCUAGGGCUAGCACCGUGCUAGCCCCAGCCCUCGCCCCUGCCCCAAAGCUGCCCCAUGGCCCUGUGCUGUCCCUGCCCCUGAGGAACAGCAUCCCUCAGGUGCCAGUCUGGCCCUUCUGGAUGUCCAGGAGGGCAUCUGGGGCCAUUAAAUCUCAUUUCUCAGGCA
Neopsephotus bourkii (Bourke's parrot) is the source of this 1325-nucleotide messenger RNA. RefSeq names its product gap junction protein beta 1 (gene GJB1). The transcript is spliced from 3 exons. The record is from RefSeq and is a predicted model, not a curated record. Gene Ontology annotation, cellular component: connexin complex. Bases 328 to 1164 code for a protein of 278 amino acids. Lineage: Eukaryota; Metazoa; Chordata; Aves; Psittaciformes; Psittacidae. Gene Ontology annotation, biological process: cell communication.